AUGGGUGUGAAGCAAGCUCUAAGGAGCAUCGAUGUUCCAAGAGCAGAGGAUCAUUUGCUGCAGAAGACGCAAACUGGUGCUCUUGUAUCUAUUGUUGGACUUGUUAUAAUGGCUACCUUGUUCUUGCACGAGCUGAGUUACUAUCUUAACACACUUACAGUGCACCAGAUGUCAGUGGACUUAAAGCGUGGGGAAACUCUUCCUAUUCAUGUAAAUAUGACGUUUCCAUCUUUGCCUUGUGAUGUAUUGAGCAUGGAUGCUAUCGACAUGUCAGGGAAGCACGAAGUGGAUCUCGAUACAAAUAUUUGGAAACUCCGUCUCAACAGUCAUGGUCAUAUCAUUGGCACAGAAUAUAUAUCUGAUCUUGUUGAAAAGGAGCAUGACCACUCUUCUCACAAGCAUGAUGGCAAAGAAGAACACAAGAAUGAGACGGAAGCAUUGAAUACUCUGGGGUUUGAUGAAGCUGCUGAAACGAUGAUUAAAAAGGUGAAGCAAGCAUUAGCUGAUGGAGAAGGAUGUCGGGUCUAUGGUGUCCUAGAUGUACAACGGGUUGCUGGAAACUUCCACGUUUCAGUUCACGGGCUGAACAUCUAUGUUGCUCAAAUGAUAUUUGGGGGGUCCAAAAACGUAAACGUGAGCCAUAUGAUUCAUGAUCUAUCCUUUGGGCCAAAAUACCCAGGAAUUCACAAUCCACUUGAUGACACAAACCGAAUCCUGCGUGACACCAGUGGAACCUUCAAAUACUAUAUUAAGAUUGUUCCGACGGAAUAUAGAUAUCUUUCAAAAGAAGUUCUGUCCACAAAUCAGUACUCUGUUACUGAAUAUUACACACCAAUGAACGAAUUCGACAGGACAUGGCCAGCUGUCUACUUCUUAUAUGAUCUUUCACCGAUCACUGUGACAAUCAAGGAAGAACGCCGUAGUUUUCUCCACUUGAUCACCCGGCUUUGCGCUGUAUUAGGGGGUACCUUUGCUUUGACAGGAAUGCUAGAUCGUUGGAUGUUCCGCUUGAUUGAAUCUUUCACAAAGAAGCCGAGUACCAGAAGCUUACACAAGUGAAACAGAGAGUAAAAAUAGAGUAAGGAAGAAGAUGCUCAAAACUUGUUAUCUACCUUCUGAGACGACACCCACCAGAGAGUACAAGAAGCUCCAGGGGAUUGAUACGUUUGCUAGAUCAAUACUCAGAACACUAGAAAUCAUUGGUGUAGGCUUUGCAUGUUCUCUGUCUUUUUGAGUGUUCUCUCUUAUGUAUCAUUAUUCUUGGCUCUCUGUGCUGAUCUAGUAGAAUAUGUAAAUUUAUACAUUUUGCAUCUUUUACUGAGAAAAAAGAAAUUUCUAAACCUUUUUUACUUUGA
Molecule: messenger RNA, 1355 nt
Organism: Raphanus sativus (radish)
Lineage: Eukaryota; Viridiplantae; Streptophyta; Magnoliopsida; Brassicales; Brassicaceae
Cellular component (GO): COPII-coated ER to Golgi transport vesicle; endoplasmic reticulum
Source: RefSeq, a predicted model, not a curated record